This is a messenger RNA of Brassica oleracea var. oleracea, 1602 nucleotides long. RefSeq names its product COP9 signalosome complex subunit 1-like. The record is from RefSeq and is a predicted model, not a curated record. Gene Ontology annotation, cellular component: COP9 signalosome. The transcript has 6 exons. Lineage: Eukaryota; Viridiplantae; Streptophyta; Magnoliopsida; Brassicales; Brassicaceae. The coding region runs from base 65 to 1390 and encodes 441 amino acids.
AAGGAAGCUCUGAAGAACUUUUGAGCACAACCAAAAAAAAAAAAACGUAAAUCUCGACGAAUCAAUGGAGGGCGACGACGAAUCUAACGGACCGAUGAUGGAGCUGUGCACCAACGGAGGAGGCGAAGAGACGUCUAAUCGGAGACCUAUCAUAACCGGCGAGCCACUGGACAUCGAAGCUUACGCGGCGAUGUACAAAGGGAGGACGAAGAUAAUGCGCCUAAUCUUCAUCGCUAACCAUUGCGGAGGAAACCAGACGAUGCAGCUCGAAGCGCUGAGGAUGGCUUACGACGAGGUCAAAAAGGGAGAGAACACGCAGCUGUUUAGAGAUGUGGUCAGUAAGAUCAACGGGAGGCUUGGGGACAAGUACGGGAUGGAUUCGGCGUGGUGCGAAGCGAUCGAUCGUCGCGCUGAGCAGAGGAAAGGGAAGCUGGAGAACGAGCUCAGUUCGUAUCGGACGAAUCUGAUCAAGGAAAGCAUUAGGAUGGGUUAUAAUGACUUUGGUGACUUCUACUACGCUUGUGGUUUGCUUAAUGAGGCUUUCAAGAACUAUAUUCGAACGCGGGACUACUGCACUACGGCUAAGCACAUUAUUCACAUGUGUAUGAAUGCUAUUCUUGUAAGCAUCGAGAUGGGACAGUUCAGUCAUGUUUCAAGCUAUGUUAACAAGGUUGAUCAGAAUCCAGAAACACUUGACCCUAUUGUAGCUGCGAAGCUCCGAUGUGCUUCUGGGUUGGCUCACUUGGAGCUGAGGAAGUAUAAGCUCGCUGCUCGUAAGUUUUUGGAUGUUAAUCCAGAACUCGGGAGUUCUUAUAACGAGGUCAUUGCUCCUCAAGAUGUUGCGACCUAUGGAGGACUUUGUGCUUUGGCUAGCUUUGACCGAUCAGAAUUGAAGGCAAAAGUGAUUGACAACAUCAACUUCCGGAAUUUCUUGGAGUUAGUGCCUGAAGUGAGGGAAUUCAUCAACGAUUUUUAUUCAAGCCGCUAUGCAUCCUGUCUGGAGUAUCUAGGAAGUCUCAGAGCGAAUUUGCUGCUGGACAUCCAUCUCCAUGAUCACGUUGACACGCUUUAUGACCAGAUAAGGAAGAAGGCAUUGAUCCAGUACACACUGCCGUUUGUGUCCGUUGAUUUGAGCAGGAUGGCUGAUGCGUUCAAGACCAGCGUGUCUGGUCUAGAGAAAGAACUUGAAGCCUUGAUAACAGACAACCAGAUACAGGCACGGAUUGACUCGCACAACAAAAUCCUCUACGCAAGGCACGCGGAUCAGAGGAGCGCAACUUUCCAGAAGGUGCUUCAGAUGGGUAACGAAUUUGAUAGAGAUGUGAGGUCGAUGAUGUUGAGAGCCAACCUUCUUCAACAUGAGUAUCAUGCCAAAGGUAGAAAGCCUUGAGAGGGAGGGACGACAUCUGUUUGCCUAAUCUGGAGAGGUACUGGCCUAUUUCAAGAUCGUAAAGAUGUUUAUGGAAGAUUGAUUUGGUCUUGUUAUUAUUGGUUAGAUGUACGUCUAAUCAUCUCGGCGCUCUCGUUAUUGCUUUGUUUUCUCAAACUUUUAUUUUCUGAUACCCUUGAAACUUUUAUAUAAAUUUUGGUGUCUGAAGCUGA